Molecule: messenger RNA, 4645 nt
Organism: Populus trichocarpa (black cottonwood)
Lineage: Eukaryota; Viridiplantae; Streptophyta; Magnoliopsida; Malpighiales; Salicaceae
Product: TMV resistance protein N
Exons: 5
Coding region: 436-3939 (1167 amino acids)
Biological process (GO): signal transduction; defense response
Molecular function (GO): ADP binding
Source: RefSeq, a predicted model, not a curated record
GUUGAGCUACUGAAUUAAUCACGCCAGCAUUUAAACUAGUAAAAAAUCGAUUUUAGUCUUCUUUGAUUGUGAUAGUAGGCCACAAUUACAAAGAUGGGUAGCUAAGAACACAGAAAGAUAGAAUUCACCAAAAUUAAAGGGCCAAUUAAGAACCCUAGCCACACUGCUAGUUAUUAGUAAGGAAAAGGCACUAGCAUGCCUUAAUGUACCAAAAAUAGCCUGCAGGUGCUCCAAAUCACCACGACGAUGCCUAUAAAUGGUUUCAACACCUGGUGCAUGAACCAAAUAUAAAGGUGCUAGGUGCAUUGAACAAUCCAAAUGGCAUCAUCAUCCACUCAUACAACUCAUCUUCUAUCUUAAACGCCAUCUUCCACUCUUUUUCUUUUUUCUUUUUUCUUUUUUGAUCAAGUCGUAGAAUCAGUCUGCUAAGACAAUAUGUUAUCCAAACAUGAUAUGGGAUACAUGUACUUCCUAGUGAUUUGGUUUAUGGACAUGUCCAACGUGCCAUCUUUCUUUGAGAUCAAGCAAGGGUUGGGACUAGCUAUACAGGGAACUCACACACUCUAUGAUAUACUCUUUCUCCAACAACUCUACCACCUAGCAUGGCAGCUCGUUAGACUUCUUGAGACUAGGAAUGAGGCUAAAACUAUCCAGAGCAUUGUUGAAAAGGUCUUGGCUAUAUUGAACCGCGCAUUCUUACAUGUUGCCGAUUACCCUGUUGGACUAGAUUCCCAUAUCCAAGAUUUGAAUUGUCAGUUACGCCUUGCAUCAAAUGAUGUUUGCAUGGUAGGGAUUUUGGGAAUUGGCGGAAUAGGCAAGACAACUGUUGCCAAAGCUAUUUACAACGAAAUUGCUAAUCAGUUUGAAGGUAGCAGCUUUCUUGCAAACGUUAGAGAAAUGGCAAAGCAAAACAAGGUUGUUGAACUACAACAAACACUUCUUUCACAGAUACUUGGAGAUAAAAAUUGUUCAGUUGGAAAUAUAGAUUUUGGAAUCGGUGUGAUAAAGGACAGGUUGUGUAGUAAAAAGGUUCUUAUUGUUGUUGAUGAUGUGGAUAAUGUGGACCAGUUAAAAAGACUAGCUGGAGAGCCAGAUUGGUUUGGUGCAGGGAGUAGGAUCAUUAUUACGAGUAGAGAUGAACAUGUGCUUGUUUCCCAUGGAGUGAAAUUUGUGCAUAAAGUGGAGGAACUAUGUCGAGAUGAUGCUUUCCAACUUUUCAGCUUGCAUGCAUUCAGAAAUUCCCAACCCAAGGAGGAGUUCAUGAUGCAUUCACGCGAAGCAGUAACUUAUGCCCAAGGCUUGCCAUUAGCUCUUGUUGUGUUGGGUUCUUUUCUGUAUGGUAGGAGUGUACAUGAAUGGGAAAGUCAAUUAGAUAAAUUGAAGCAAAUUCCUAAUAAAAAGAUAUAUGAAAUACUCAAAAUAAGUUAUGAUGGCUUGGAGGAUGGCACUCAAAAGGCCAUUUUCCUUGAUAUUGCGUGUUUCUUUAGAGGAAUGGACAAAGACUAUGUGAUGAAAGUGUUCCAUGCAUGCAAUUUCAAGCCAAUUAUAGGAGUCCAAGUUCUUAUUGAGAAGUCUUUGAUAAGUAUAGAGAAUAAUAAGCUGCAGAUGCAUGAUUUACUACAAGCAAUGGGCAGACAAAUUGUUCAACAAGAAUCUCCCAAUAUACCAGGCAGGCGCAGCAGAUUGUGGUUUCAUGAGGAUAUUGUUCAUGUAUUGACCGAAAAUAUGGGAACAGAUGAGAUUGAAGCAAUAAUGCUAGACUUCCAUGAACCAGAAGAGAUGCACUUGAGUGCUAAAGCAUUUAAGAAGAUGAAAAGACUUAGAAUACUUAUAAUCCGCAAUUCUUUGUUAACUGUGGCUCCUGUAUAUCUCUCAAAUGAGUUGAGAUGGCUUGAAUGGCCUGGGUGUCCAUUAUUGUCACUGCCAUCUACUUUUCAUGCAAGAAAACUUGUUGUUCUCAACAUGCAGCAUAGCUUCAUCAGCCACUUUGAGGGAUUCAAGAAUUACAGUUGCUUGAAGUUUAUGAAUUUCAGUGGUUGCGGGUUCCUAAAAGAAACACCCGACUUCUCAACCAUCAGGAAUCUUGAGAGGUUGAAUCUUGAAGGGUGCGCAAAUUUGGUUGAGGUUCAUCAGUCUGUUGGAUAUCUUGAUAAACUUGAAUUCUUGAAUGUUGAAUUCUGCUCUAACCUCAGAAAUCUUCCCCGAAGAAUCAAAUUGCAAUCUCUUAACACCCUUCUUCUUUCAGGCUGUCAAAAGCUUGAGGCGUUUCCUGACGUUGUUGAAAAGAUGCCAUGUUUGGAGAAACUUUGUUUGAGUGGAACUGCAAUAAAAGUGCUUCCUUCAUCCAUCAAAAAUAUAUCUGGGCUUAAAGUCCUGACCCUGACAUUUUGCAAAAACCUUGCCGAUCUUCCUAGUAGCAUUUAUAAACUUACACAUCUUGAGUGUCUGCUUCUUGAAGGUUGCUCAAAACUUGACAAGUUUCCAGUGAAUGGGGAGAAUGAGGUACCAUCAAAUUUCCUUACAUCUUCAAAUUGUUAUGAAAAUUCCUCAGGAUCAGACUUCCUUCCGGCUCAAGCGAAUUCUCUUGAAGGCUCUUCCUCAUUGGGAUUUCCUUCGUUAAGAUGGCUAGAUCUACGAAACUGCUGUCUAAGAAAUGUCAAUUUCUUGAAGAUACAUGAUUGCUUUCCCAAGUUGAAGGAAUUAGAUUUGUCAGGAAACAGUUUUGCUAUCUUUCCGGAAACACUCUCGCUAUUUACUCACUUGAAGAGCCUCAAAUUACAUAAAUGCACGAAGCUUCAAGAAAUUCCAGAGCUUCCACGGAAUAUUAAGAGACUAGAAGCAAGAGAUUGUGAAUUGUUGGAAAGAUAUUCACCAUUAGAGAAGGAAGGUGAAUGGCCAGCCAAACUUCGGGUUGUUGACUUCUCAAACUGCCACAAACUAGCUAAAAACCAGGGAAAGAAUUUGGAGGAUGCAUUCUUUAGUAAGGCAUUUCAUAAGCAAUUUCAAGUUGAAAUGUUCCUUCCUGGAAAUAAAAUUCCAGAAUGGUUCACGUUUACUAGUGAACAGGGCUCCUUGACUUACCUUGUACCUUCCUCUGUUUUCGAGAAAAUCCAAGGACUGGUUAUCUGCUCCAUUUUAUGUUUAGAGGAUGGAGUGACAGCAAAUAUAUCAUGUGAAAUGUUUGUUGAUGGGAAAAGCAUGAUUUUGUGCUCAAGACAUUUCUUUCCAUUGGAGACGGAUCAUAUGUGGUUACACUACCAGCCAUAUUGCUAUACUAGAGCCUUGGGCAAAGCAAGAAAUGAUUUAGUUCGCUUUGAGAUUUCAUUUGAAGUCCUCGGAGCACCAAGGGGUUCGGCGUUGAAAAUGUGUGGGAUCUAUUUUAUAUACAAGCAAGAUAAGACAGUGAGUGAUCCAAGUUCCACUCAAUCCACAAGUUAUCACACAGACCACUCUGUUUCAUUUGAUCUCAUGACAAGUUGCUACGUAGAUGACCCCGACUUCGCUUUGAGUCCUAGUAUGAACAGGAAGCGGCCAGCAUCAUCAGAUCUAACUGAAAGGUGCAACAAUGAUGACUUGGAAAUCAGUUUGAAUCCAAAGGUGAGCAGAAGAAAAACUGCUGAUGAUCAGCGUGGAGAGCAGUUUUCUUUUUCUCUGCAGCCAAUGGAUCAGAAGCCGGGUAACCCUUUGACAGCAUCCAAAUCUGGGGAGCAUCAACUGGAGCAUUGGCUUUCUUUAUCUUUGCAGCCAAUGGAUGUGAGUAAUUGGAAUCCAAUGUGCAUCAAGAAAUUAGAGGAAAAGGUUCAACUUCAACCAAAGAGUAAGCAAAAAAUGAAUUUCUUUAAUGAGCUUCGCAGCAGUCCCAUCAGGGAACAUGAUGCAGUAGACUAUGAAACUGAAAAAGAUGAGACAUAUAUUUCUGAUGUUGAAUCUCUGGCUUGAGUGAUACAAAUAUAUACCUUCAUGAGAAACCGAGAUGGUAAAGGAUCUACAAAAGAAUGGAGCAGAAAAGGAGUUUCUUCUAAUAUCUCAAGCACUGAAGAUGUUGCUAAUGGAAGCUUAGAGAUGGUCGUCCCUUGGUAAAAAAGAUCAAUGAAUGAUGAAGAGGUGUUAAUUUAUGGAACACAAAGCAUGAGUGAUGAUGAGAAAAGAAAGAAGGUCGCCAGAAGGAGAAGAACCUUGCUACCAUGGCCAUUGAUGAAUUUGGUGAUGGAGAGUCCCAUUCUGAUGCAGUUGUAUGUUUUACUUGUUUGUUGAGACGUCAGGGGACAGAUGAGAUAGAAGGAAUUAUGCUAUAUUUACAAGAACCAGAAGACAUGCACUUGAGUGCUGAGGUCUUUAAGAAGGUGAAAAGGCUUCGGAUAGUAAUAAUCCGCAAGGCAUUGUUCAAGGAUGGCUCCUGUAAAUCUCCCAAAUUCGUAAAGAUGGCUUGAAUGGCCUGGAUGUCCUUUAUUGUCAACGUCACCUGCAUUUCAUGGAAGAGAACUUGUCGUACUCGAGAUGCAGCAUAGCUUCAUCAAGCAAUUUGAGGGAUUCAAGGUUGUAUCUAUUGGUGCUUCUCUCUGUAAAUCCUAACAAAAACUUAUUCUAAAAACCUGAUUAUUCAAGCAUAGAGGAUGAAUCUAGAUGGUUGCAUGAACUUAUUUUU